AUGGCAAGUGAAAGUUCUCACAUAGCUGGUUGUAAUUAUAUUUCUAGUGACUGUACAGCGAAAGACCUCCGCCAUUUGAGUUUGGAAUCUGUCGACGAAGCGAACAUACGAAAGAGGAAGAGGGAUUCUUGCUCCAGAGGAGCUUCUAGCAAGCGGACGAGAGCGGCACUGCAAGAGAAGACAACCCAGAUGUCUGUGCAACCAUUUUGCAGCACUGAGGGAAGCAUCAGUGGAUUCUCAAGGAUUGAAACAAGAAGUCAACGACAAUCAAAGGCAUUAAAGGAACACACAGCGAGCAACGCUCUCCCCGAGUUUGGGAAAUCUAGUAGUUUUACUUUCAGCAAUUACUUUAUACCGGUUGUCAAAAGUGUGAUGCCUCUUCCUGAGCUUGACUGGGCAGAUCCCAAAGAAGUGUGGGCAAAAAUGCUUGAGAAAGAGAGGAAGUAUUCAAGAGACCCUCUAUAUUUUAGAAAACAUUCAUUUAUUCAGCCAAGGAUGCGGGCAAUUCUACUGGAUUGGCUAACAGAGGUUUGUGAAGUUUAUAGACUGCACAGGGAAACAUAUUAUUUGGCAGUAGACUUUGUUGAUAGAUACCUGUCAGUUAAACAUGACAUUGCCAAGCAAAGACUACAACUUGUUGGAACAACGGCAUUGUUUAUUGCUGCUAAAAUGGAGGAAAUUUACCCUCCCAAAAUAAGUGAAUUUGCAUAUGUCACUGAUGGUGCCUGUACAGAAAAUGAGAUCCUACAUGAAGAACUGCUCAUGUUAAAGGGGUUGUGUUGGAAUUUAACACCAAUCACUGUCAAUUCAUGGUUAAAUAUCUAUUUACAGUUGUCUUGUGUAACAAGUAAAAACGGUAAAACAUCAAACUUCAGCAUCCCUAACUACUCACAACCAAGAUUUGUUGAAGUUGCACAACUUUUAGAUCUGUGCAUCCUGGAUGUGGGUUCACUGCAGUUCUCCUACAGUAUUCUAGCUGCGUCAGCUCUUUACCACAUGCUUCCAGUUAAUGUUGAACAAGUUACAGGACAUUCACGGGAGGAACUUCACCCAUGUAUUCAGUGGAUGACAUCUUUUGCCCACAUCAUAAUGGAAAAAGGAGCAGCGACCAUCAGAAGUUUUGAACAAGUUCAACGUGAAGAUGCUCACAACAUCCAAACUCAUGCAGUAGACAUAGCAUCACUUGAUAAAGCUUUAGCUCUUCAAAGCACUCUUGGUAAAGAAACAGCAGAAAACAGGUCAAGAUCUCCAAACAUCGAAUCAUUUAAACCACUUACCCCACCAAGCAGCACAAAAAAACCUGCCUUAGACUCUGUCAUAAUGAUAGAAUGAAACAAAUUAGGUCCAUGUUAAACUUUAUUCAUGCUCUGUUUCAUCUUUAGAAUACUUUAUUAGGGGGUUUUCACAAUUUGAGCCCAAUAUUAUGGCACUCUCCUCAUGGUGU
Messenger RNA from Pocillopora damicornis (cauliflower coral), 1444 nucleotides. Its product is annotated as G1/S-specific cyclin-E1. The record is from RefSeq and is a predicted model, not a curated record. NCBI's taxonomy places the organism in Eukaryota, Metazoa, Cnidaria, Anthozoa, Scleractinia, Pocilloporidae.